AAAAUCAAAUUUGGGCAAAAAUGAGAAAAAAAUCAAAAUUUUACCAAAUUAACCUAAAAAGCUGACAUUUGGGAUAUACCUUAUCUUUGACCUGCCAAAUCGAUUGGAAACGGUUUCAACCCGUUUUGAGCAGUUCUGGAGCCUCCAAUAAUUUUUCAAACUUGAAAUUUUCACGAAAUUUCAUCAAAUGGCACUGGAAAUCCGAAAUUCACGCCCCACUCCAAUCUAGGCACCUAUUAAGCCGACUGCUGGUAGAUUUAAUUCAUUUUGGAGACUCCAGCGACUUUUUGAAAAUUUCUGGAGUCUCCAGUAGAUUUUUGAAACUUGAAAUUUCCACAAAAGAGUUGAGACCUUUCCCCAAAAAUUUCCCCUCUUUGAGGACCCACAUCUUCCCUAUAAAAGCACCUCUGGAGCUAAAAAUGUUUUCUGAUUAUCCUUCGACUUAAAAUGAAAGAGUUCGAUAGAUUAGGUCAAAAUCCUUCGAGAUUAUUUUUUUUUCGCGAUCUGCCCCAAUGUUCAUAUUGUUAAAAUUCCAUUUUGGAUACGAAUACUCUCUCACAUGAAACUUUCAACAUUUACACACUAUAUAGGCUCUUAUCAAGAUGUAGGUACAUUUAAAUGAUAAAAAAAAUAUCAUUUGAACAAACUAAGUAACACAACUGGGCAAAUAAAUAAUACCUUAAUUCAUUUUAGAAGAGAUUAUGUCGUAUAUUUUUUGAAAGGAACCAGUCAUACCUAAAAAUAAUCAUGUAGCACUCAAAGUAGACUUCAGUUGAAACCAGAAUCACUUCACGUUAAGUGCUUACAUCUGUGACAGUGCUGGCAGUAAAAGUAACCGAAAAAUAUGAAUUUUGAAAAAGAAUCCAAUGGCGUUAACGAUCCAUGCAUUGCUCAGAAAUUAUUGCAGGAGUCGAGCCAGCCUGGCAACAGGCAAUCAACAAAACCGACUCAGUUCUGGUUCUCGAAACGAUUCCUCGUUGUGAUCUUGUUACUUCUGGGCAACUUGAACACAGCCUUGUUGAAGAAUAAUCUGAAUAUUGCAAUCGUUGAAAUGCUGUCCAAAAAAAACAUCACUGAUGGCAAUGAAACCAAAAGCGUGUCAGAGUACGACUGGGAUUCAAAAAUGGUAGGCGUUAUUCAAAGCUCCUAUGCAUAUGGAUACAUAUUUACAGUAUUCGGUGCACCUAUAAUAAACAAAUUGGGAGGAGCUGUCACGUAUGGAACAUCGAUACUAAUGAUGGCCAUCAUGAACUUAUUAACUCCAGGUUCUUUAAAGAUUGAUUUUUUCGUAUUUCUGGGAUCCAGGAUAAUUUUAGGAAUUCUUGACGGCAUCGCUUACAUGGGCGGUCUGGAAUUGCUGUCACGUUGGGCACCACUUCGAGAAAGAUCGAGAAUAAUGUCUUUAAGUUUUUGCGGAAUAUAUAUAGGGGUAGCGGUGUCUUAUCCUAUUUGUGGAAUUAUAGCCACUUAUUUGGGCUGGCAGGCUGUAUUCUACUUUUCAGGCAUAUUUGGUAUUAUUUGGUCAACACUGUGGUUACUUCUGGUACGAAAUCAACCUUCCAAAGAUAAAUGGAUGUCGAAAAAAGAACAAUCGUACAUCAUGGAAAACACAGAGACGACUCCAAGGAAGCAAAUCGUCCAUCCUUAUAAAAAAAUCUUCACUUCGCCCCAAGUGUGGGCUCUGUGUAUAGGCAAGUUUACCUAUAGCUGGGGAUUCACAUUGUUGGUGAUAUGUUUUCCACUCUAUGUCAAACACAUGACCGGACGAACUACGGACGAAGUAGGUAUGAUAUCCUCUAUUCCGAAUUUCGUCUGCAUUUGUACUGUUCCAUUGGCUGGAUUUUUACUCGACUUAUGGCAAAAUAAUAGCAAGCUUAACGUUACUCAGAUUCACAAGAUCAUCAUGUGCACAGGAUUCAUUUCAGGAGCGAUUUUAUUUGUGAUAGCUUCUCAAAGUUCCAAUUUUACUUUGUCCAUGACUUGCUUCGUGCUCAUCAAGUUCAUCAUAUCUUUCAAUUUUCUUAUUUUACAAAUGGUUUGUUUAUACAUGUCACCUACUCAUUCCAGUAUACUGGCUGGAAUGUCAUCAUGGUGGUUUACUGCCAGUGUGGUUUUGAUACCAAACGUAGUAGGAUUCAUAGUACAAAAUGGCAGCUUACAAGAGUGGAGUAUAUGUUUCCUUUUAUCCGGAGGUAUCCUUUUCGCCGGAGCUAUGAUAUUUUUAAUUUACGGUUCCAGCGAACUGCAGCCAUGGUCCAUGUCACAACCUUCGAAUGCUGAGAAACAAUUCGGUAUUGAAACUGAAAAAAACUAAUCUCCCUUGAACUUGAGCUUUGUACGGUUUUACUUUUUCGCAAGUAUAUUUUUCAAAUGAUUUUUGUCCAAGUUUUAUUGCAUCUCAAAUUCAUUUCGAAAAUUUCUCAGGUGCUCUCAGUUCUUAUUUUUAUACGUACUUA
Messenger RNA from Planococcus citri (citrus mealybug), 2456 nucleotides. RefSeq names its product vesicular glutamate transporter 2-like. Gene Ontology annotation, molecular function: transmembrane transporter activity. Gene Ontology annotation, cellular component: membrane. NCBI's taxonomy places the organism in Eukaryota, Metazoa, Arthropoda, Insecta, Hemiptera, Pseudococcidae. The transcript is spliced from 10 exons. The record is from RefSeq and is a predicted model, not a curated record. The coding region runs from base 845 to 2314 and encodes 489 amino acids. Gene Ontology annotation, biological process: monoatomic anion transport; transmembrane transport.